This is a messenger RNA of Astrephomene gubernaculifera, 2471 nucleotides long. The record is from the annotation of a GenBank genome assembly. NCBI's taxonomy places the organism in Eukaryota, Viridiplantae, Chlorophyta, Chlorophyceae, Chlamydomonadales, Astrephomenaceae.
GACGAUGCGGCGGACGCCCUCUUCGGCCGCUCGGGGCAGGGGGCCGCAGGCGACAGCGCUGCCUCCACCCCUGCUGGUGCUACUGCUUCUGGUGGCGGUGGGGGUGGGGGUGGCGGUGGUGGAAGGAGCCGCAGCGCACCUCGCAGCAGGAGGAGGGCGUCCGCAGUGGGGGCGACAUCGGCAUCGUCGCCGGGCCCCGCCUCUCCUCGUGUCGCCUUCGCAUCCUCGUCUCCCUCCCGUGUCCGCUCCGCCCGUGCCGGCGCCACUGCUACUACUGCCGCCAGCCACAACAGCGGCGCCAACAGCGGCAGCGGCACCAGUCGGGAGGCGAGGCAGCCCCCAGCAGGCGAGGAGGGCGAGGGGGUGCCGCUGGAGGACCUGCUGUUCCUGGGUCCGCCCUCCUCCGCCUACCCGCCCGACCCGGAGAACUACGUGUUCCACCGGGUGGGGGGAGGCUACUCGCCCAGGCUGGCCUUCCGCCGCAGCUACUCCCUGCCGCUGCCCUGGCGCCACUGGGAGCCGCUGCUGCUGCUGGUGGACGAGCUGUACCGGGGCCGCGCGGAGGGCAGCAGGGCGGCCGCGCGGGCGGCGCAGAGGGAGAAGGUCAAGGCCUACAAGCGCCAGCUGUGCACCUCGCUGCCCUACCCCUCCGCCCUCGCCGCCGCCAAGCUGGCGCACCUGCAGCGGCAGCUGGGCGCGGCACGCAAGAGCCUGGCGCAGGGGGACAUGAAGGGUGAUGUGCCGCUGAAGCGCAUGGCGGUCAAGGACUACCACCUGGGGUACCAGCUGGACAGGGCGGUGGAUGAGAACUACGCGCUGCGCCGCUGCCUGGCCGACCUGCACCUGCGCUACUCCUCCGCAUGCGACACGGCAGCGGCGACCGCAGAGCCGGGCAUGACGGCUCCUGCGCUGUCAGACUAUGCUGGAGCAGCAUCUCCGUCGCCGCCGCCGCCGCCUGCUGUUGCUGCUGCCGCCUCUGCUGGUACCCCCGCCAAGGCCGUUGCAGCAGCGGAAACGGACAUGCCAGCAGCGAGGACAGCCUCCGAUAUUUACUCCCUUUCUCCUGCCAACCCUCUUUCCUUCCGUUCCGGCAACUACAACAACAGCUACAACGGCGGUAGCGGCAACUACGAUGCUGCUAGAGCAGCAGGAGCUUCAGAAGGGCGUGUAGGAACAGCAGCAGCGGCAGCAGCAGCAGCAGCGGCAACAAGCGGCACGCAGGGUUUCAACAGCCCUGGGCGCAUGUCACCGGCCUUGCAUCCCAACAUCAACCAGCAGCCGCAACCGGGUCGUAGCAACAGCGGCGGAAGCGGAACGCACAGAACCCCACAAAACCUGCUGAGAUACACCGCCGCCGCUGCUAAUGCAGCCAAUGUCGCUGCUGCUGGUUCUGCCUCCACCCACCCCAUCCCGUUGGUUUCGGAGGGCAACGGCGGUGGCUAUUCCGGCAGUCCCCGAACACCCUGGAUGGCACCGAACGGGCUGCAGCAGCAACAGCCGCAAUGGCCAUCACCCAGCAUCGCAGCUUCCAACGGUGCAGGGGCAGGUGGAGGAGGAGGAGGAGGAGUGGUAGCAGGGGGGAGGUAUGCUGCUCCUGCGGUGACGACUGCGGCCGUGGGCUCUCCCCUGUCGGGCGGUGUGGGGCCGGCUAGUCCGGGUGCGGGGUCGGGCAUGGGCGCCAACCGCGGCGGCAGCACGGGGGGAUCCUACUACUCACGAGGCGGCGCUAUCAGCGGUGGCAUCAUUGCCAGUCCCGGCAGCAACGGCGGGAACAUAACGUAUAACGCGCUGAGCGCUGCUGCUGCUGGGGUUGGGGGUGGUGGUGGGCAUGGCAUGAAUAUGGGUGUAGGUGCGGGUGGCUAUGGGCUUGCCAGUAACGGCUUCUAACAGUGCCAGCAGCAUUAGCGUCCGAAGUGCUUUUCGAUAAGAGUGGGGAGUUGUGCUUGGGUGUGAUAGUGGAUCGCUCACGCUUGUGUUACCAAUAGACAUGUCGCGUCUAAGGCUUGGUUUAUGAGAUACCGGUAGUGUACCUCUUCCCUCUUGUUAGAACAUUUUUGUGAAUGUCACGACCUUCUUUGCCGUAAUGUCCACGGUCCACGGGGGUGUUUAUUUUCCGUUCCCUUGCUUUCCCUUGGGUUCUUCUGAGUAACCCUGUUGGUAUUUACGUAUACAUGUCUAGGACACGUAUAUGGAUGCUGAUGUAUGGAUAAUGUAUAUCCGCCAUUUGCUGAGCAAAACGCCACACAUGAUCCAUCGACAGCUGGGCGACAAGGUAAAGCCGAAAUCCUGCCAUCUAGCUUGUACACCAUACGGCAUUCCCAUGCCCAGGAAUGCGAUGGGAAGGAAUCCACUACCAUGGGGACUCGGUGACCCACGGGUCGCCGCGUUCUCACCUAACCCCAACUGCGUCAUCCCUCCUACCCCCCAUGCCAAACAACGUGCCCUAACCCCAUACCUAACAUGGGUCUUAU